UGUGAAGAUACCUGUGCCAAAUGCCAAUGCCCAAUACCCUACUAUAAACAGUAAAGUAAACAUUGAUUAUUCAACGCUACAAAUAUUAUAAACUAUUUAUUACUCUUAGUUCUUACGUAUAUUCUCAUUUCUCAUCGUGUUGCGAUAUUAACGAUCACCGUAAACUGUUUGUAUUUUUGUAACUACUACCUACCAAAUUUAUUUGAAAGUUUGAAACUGCCAUUUCGUUCGUUAUUUGUUUUCCUGUUCAUACGACCUGAGAAUCGGUCGGGGUAAUAUUACUGACGUCUCGGCCAACAAAAAAUAGCUGCAUUUCGUGAAAAUCGUUAGUGAGCAUCGAAGGUUCUGAAAUGAAGAAAAAGGUGUUGUUGAUGGGCAAGAGCGGUUCCGGGAAAACAAGCAUGAGAUCAAUAAUUUUUGCCAACUACAUAGCCAAAGAUACUAGUCGAUUGGGUGCGACGAUUGACGUUGAACAUUCCCAUGUUAGAUUUCUUGGUAAUCUAGUGCUUAACUUGUGGGAUUGCGGAGGACAAGAAGCAUUUAUGGAAAACUAUUUUGUCAGUCAACGAGAGAACAUUUUUCGCAAUGUAGAAGUGCUUAUAUAUGUAUUUGAUGUAGAGAGUCGAGAUGAGGAACUGAAAAGAGAUUUAAGAUACUACGAGACUUGUCUUAGUGCAAUUUAUGAAAAUUCACCAUCUGCGAAGGUAUUUUGUCUAAUUCAUAAAAUGGAUUUGCUGCAAGAAGAUCAACGUGACAAGAUAUUUUCAGAUCGGGAAAAUGAGAUAAUUAACAUGUCCAAACCAGUCGACUGUUCUUGUUUCAAAACAUCAAUUUGGGAUGAAACAUUAUAUAGAGCUUGGUCUUCAAUUGUGUAUAAAUUGAUACCAAAUGUUAAAGAACUUGAACAAAGCUUGACAUUGUUUGCUGAUCUAAUGGAUGGCGAUGAAGUAUUAUUGUUUGAGCGUGCAACUUUCCUCGUCAUUUCACAUUGUCAACGAAAUCUACAACGUGAUAUUCAUCGUUUUGAAAAAGUCUCUAAUAUCAUAAAACAAUUUAAACUUAGUUGUAGCAAAGUAGCUGCUCAAUUCCAAAGCAUGGAAGUAAGAAAUUCUAAUUUUGCAGCUUUCAUAGAUUUAUUCACAACAAAUACAUAUAUCAUGGUUAUCAUGUCUGAUCCACAUAUUCCUUCAGCUGCCACUUUAUUGAACAUAAAAAAUGCUCGGAAACAUUUUGAAAAAUUAGAACGUUCAAGCCAAUCUCAACAAAACAACAAAUAAUUACAAUUGAAUAAGCAUAAAUAGAAGACAAAACAGUCUUUUGAUUUAUCAAGAAUAUCAAUUUAUGUAUGUUUAGUGUAGUGUAGUGUAACUAGUAUUUGUGUACUAUCGUACACAUUCAAUGAAAUUACUAUUUAUUAAGUUAUAAUAUCACAACUUAUUUGAAUCCUGAAUUUAUAUGAAUUUGUAUAUAUUCCCUCAUAGUUAUUAUUAAAUAAUAAUCAUAAAUUUAUUUUUAUUGAAACAAAUUUAAAAAAAACAGAAAAACAAAUAAAUUAUCAUAAUAUUUAGUUUCUAAUAUUGUGCCUCCCUUCUUCCUUCUCUAAUUAUAAGCACAAGUUUUACAAUACAGUACAAAAAUAUAAAUUUAUCUAUUUUUGUUCUGAUACAAUAUUUGAAAACCAUUUACAAACACUGAAUUCUAAAAUAUGUAUUACUUAUAUCACAAAUCUAUUUAUUAUUAUUAUUUUGAAAAAAUUAAACCUAAGUGUAUACAAAAUAAAUGUAAUGUAGAUUGUUCCAAAACUUAUUAAGUAGGUCAUUAGUUUAAAAAAUUUUUAUUCCAAUUUAAAUAUAUAAUAUGUAGGUACGGUGAGUUUUGAGAAAUGAGAAGUUAAAAUAUUUUUGUUCAUAAAAUGUCAAUACUCUGGGCAUUCUGGCCCACUAAAGAAGUAGACUUACUCUAACAUGUAGAUAUCUCAAAUGGUUAUGGGAUGCAUCAACUUGGGAGCGUCUUGCUCGGGACAUUGUUUAGUUCUCACAUUGAAAUGGCAUUCAAAUGAGUAUAUCUUGUUGAGGGGACGUGGCUGAUUUUUUAACAUACACUAUUUGUUUAUUAAAAAUAUAAUUUAUUGUUACUGUUUAAUACUGAUAUACUAUAAAUAUCAAAAAUAAGGUCUGGGGAGAAACUAUUCCUCCACCCCAUCACCCCUGUUUGACUGUGUUGGAGUAUAAUUAAUUAACUUAAAGCAAAGUCAUAUUUUAUACAAAAAUCAUUAUUUCUUUAUUAGGAUUUAAAUAUAAAAAGGUAUGCUAUACUCUAGGUGUAGGUUUAUUCAAAAUGAUUCAUCUGAUUUAAAAUGCUUUUUAGUUUUUUGGUUUAUAGUAAUGUACCAUACAUUAAACAAAAGAAUAAUACUUCAAAUGUAUUAUUUUAAUGAUACCAAUAAAUGUUCUAUUUGGCCAAGCGAACAACAUCUAGUCGGAACUCAAAUUCAUUCCAUUCAUAUGUUGUAGUCAUAGAUAAUACAUAAUAUGUAUUAUCUAUAGUUGUAGUUGACUCCACUAAUUUCUUAACUAAUCUGUGGUUGAUGAGAAUGGUGGUAUGUACAUCGUAUACAGUACAAGUAACAUCUUAUUCCCAAAGGAAGUACAUGGUCAUAAGUCGUAAAAUCGGGUGACCUAUGAAGCCAAGUGCAAUGCAUCAGAUGAUUCAUUUUGAAUACCCUCUUACUAUAAUUUUUUUUAUGAUUAUUUUGUUCAGCAUAUUAUGGAUAGGUAAACAGUAAAUACCAUACUUUACCAAUUCCUUGGUUACAAUAUUUACAUUACAAAAAAUAAAAAAGAUGGAAUAAAAUCUAGAUUUCAAAUAAAAAGUAUUGAGUUUACACAGACUCAAGUAAAUGUACUAUUCUUAGACCUUGUAGAAAAACAUCUGCCUAGUGUGACAGACAGAAAAUCAAAUCUUUUAAUUUCUUUAAUAUAUUUCAAAUAGGUUCCAUUGAGCCAAUAUGAUUAUAUUAUUGAUUAGAUUCUAGAUUGAAAUAGUAAAUAAUUUUGAAAUCUAAAUAGAUUGAUGUAGAAAACUAGUUAUUUGAAUACAUUUCAGACCCUGAAUAACCAAAUGUUACCAUUUCUAUUUUAUACCUACAUCAAUGUCCAAAUUGA
Myzus persicae (green peach aphid) is the source of this 3164-nucleotide messenger RNA. It is a transcript of the gene RagA-B, whose product is annotated as ras-related GTP-binding protein A. The record is from RefSeq and is a predicted model, not a curated record. The coding region runs from base 351 to 1277 and encodes 308 amino acids. Lineage: Eukaryota; Metazoa; Arthropoda; Insecta; Hemiptera; Aphididae. The transcript has a single exon. Gene Ontology annotation, molecular function: GTPase activity; GTP binding. Gene Ontology annotation, biological process: positive regulation of TOR signaling; regulation of autophagy; cellular response to starvation. Gene Ontology annotation, cellular component: lysosome; nucleus; Gtr1-Gtr2 GTPase complex.